This is a messenger RNA of Diprion similis, 1147 nucleotides long. RefSeq names its product transcription factor E2F4-like. The record is from RefSeq and is a predicted model, not a curated record. Lineage: Eukaryota; Metazoa; Arthropoda; Insecta; Hymenoptera; Diprionidae. Gene Ontology annotation, cellular component: RNA polymerase II transcription regulator complex. The transcript has 7 exons. Gene Ontology annotation, biological process: regulation of transcription by RNA polymerase II. Bases 153 to 1133 code for a protein of 326 amino acids. Gene Ontology annotation, molecular function: protein dimerization activity; RNA polymerase II cis-regulatory region sequence-specific DNA binding; DNA-binding transcription factor activity, RNA polymerase II-specific.
AAACACGUUGGUUUAUAUUGCCGCGGUUAAGAAAACGCCCUCUAUGAUUUAAACCCGAGUUUGAGUUCAGCCAGUCGGUGAUGGCGUAUUGCGUGCGGCAAUUUCGAAGAGGAGUGCGUUUCGUUUUGAAAAUUUGACAACGGCCUUUUAAAAUGGCAGACAAUCAGCAGAGCAGGUUCGAAAAGUCACUCGGCUUGCUAACCACGCGGUUUGUAACUUUGUUACAAAAGGCAAAAGACGGAGUGUUGGACCUGAAAGUGGCUGCUGAUAUACUGGAGGUGCGCCAAAAGAGACGGAUAUACGACAUCACCAAUGUGCUCGAGGGAAUUGGGCUGAUUGAGAAAAAAAGCAAGAACAGCAUACAAUGGAAGGGUGCUGGACCUGGGUGUAAUACGCAAGAAGUUGGUGAAAAGCUGACCGAACUGAAGGAUGAAAUCAGGAAACUAGAGGAACAUGAACAGUUGUUGGACACACAUACCCAGUGGAUUCAACAGAGUGUAAAGAACAUCGAAUGUGAUCUGACAAAUAAGAGAUACGCUUACCUCACGUAUGAGGAUGUCAAGAAGAAGUUUCAGAACGAAGUUGUGUUAGGUAUUCAAGCUCCGCCGGACACAUUACUCAAUGUACCAAAUAUCACAGAGGUAAUAGAAGAGAAUCUAGAUGAAAUUAAAAAUCCUAAUUAUGAGAUAUCCAUGAAGAGUGCAUCGGAAGAAAUUAAGGUGUAUAUGAUUCAGCCAGAGUUAGCUGAAUGUUAUGAUAACAAAGUACUUGAGGCGAGACUUCGGGAAGAAUCUAAAGGGACCAAGAGGGAAAAGGAUGGAGAGGAUAAGAAAGAUGAAUCCAAACCAAAGAGAAAAGUUGGAAGGCCACCUAGAGGGGUUGGGAAAGUAGACCCUGUAUUAUCAGACGAAGACGAGGAAGAGGACCCAGAAUUACUCGAAGCAAAAAUUAUACUUAGUGAUGUAUCAACGUCAGACAUUGUCAGAACAGAUUUGGACCUCCUGGACGAGUUUUAUUCAGAUUUUUGUGGACCUUUGGUGAGACUAAGUCCACCACCCGGUGAAAAGGACUAUCAUUUUCAUCUUAGUGAAAACGAAGGAAUUUGUGACUUGUUUGACAUAGUUGCAAAGUGACAGCAAUGCAUUAA